AUGGGUGUUCCAUUCGAAGCUCUGCUGCCUUACGGCAUCUGUCUUGCCAUCAGAAACAUCCAGAACGGCGGCAAGCGUGCCAGACACUCGGUCGACCAGUGGGACAGACAAAUGAUGGACCGCGACCGUCGCCUGACCGGCUGGCUCAGAGGCCAAGUCGACCGCCCCAUUGCCCCCGCUGGCUUCGAAUACAGCAAUGGAUGGAGAGUCGAGAAGAACUUGCACUAG
This is a messenger RNA of Aureobasidium uvarum, 228 nucleotides long. The record is from the annotation of a GenBank genome assembly. Lineage: Eukaryota; Fungi; Ascomycota; Dothideomycetes; Dothideales; Saccotheciaceae.